AUGUCCUGCACGCGCUACCCUGGCACCACCCGUCACCUGAACCGAACAGAGCAGGUGAGAACGCGACUUAACACGGACUCCUGUUGGUUUAAAAUGAGACGUGUGAAGCAACUCCGGACCUGCUUCUCCGGACCCUGCCCGGACCUUCUCUUCCGGACUCUGCCCGGACCUUCUCCUCCGGACCCUACCCGGACCUUCCCCCCGGACCCUGCCCGGACCUGCUUCUCCGGACCCUGCCCGGACCUUCUCUUACGGACCCUGCCCGGACCUUCUCCUCCGGACCCUACCCGGACCUUCCCCCCGGACCCUGCCCGGACCUGCUUCUCCGGACCCUGCCCGGACCUCCCCCUCCGGACCCUGCCCGGACCUUCUCCUCCGGACAUUGUCCGAAGUUCAUGUCCUUUCUCAGCUGACCAGAUGGAUGAUUUUAGCAGUGAUUUAUUUAGCAGUUUCUUUGAAGACCAUCUAUUAGAGCGCCCCCUAUUGGCAGACAGAGCGUCACUUUUACACAUGGAAUUGGAGAGCAACCCAGAUAUCCAAGCGGAACACAGCUACUCUCUGAGUGAAGACUCUGCCCCACAGAGCCCUGCCCUGUCAAUCAAAAUGGACCAAGACUCUGAGUUCGAGUGGGGGUUCAGUCAGGACCUGUCGGCCAUCUUGGUGAAGGAGGAGGAGCCAGACGGGGGUCAGAGGUUAGACCAGCCACUUGCCGAUGGCGCGCCACAUGUGCUAAAGCUCAUGCCGCCCCACAGAGGAUCACUACACAUGGAAUGCAACCACAGUGAGAUCAAGUCAGUAUCUAUCAAAGAUGAACCCAGAGAGAUGGAAAAGUACCUCAGCCUGCCAAAUGAGGACGGCCUCCAGCUGCCCCCCACCCCACCCAGCAGCAGCCACGGCAGCGACAGCGACGGCUCCCUGCCCCCCUCCUCCCCCCACCUUCUCCUCCCACCCUCCUCCCCGCAGCCGCAGCAGAGGCCGGGGGCACGCGCAUCCUCCUCUUCCUCCUCUGGCUCAUCCUCCGCCAUCUCCUCCUCGCCCCUCCUCACCGCGCCGCACAAGCUCCAGGGUUCAGGACCCCUCCUGCUCACUGAGGAAGAGAAGAGAACACUGGUGGCCGAGGGCUACCCGGUCCCCAACAAGCUGCCCCUCACCAAAAGUGAAGAGAAGGCCUUAAAGAGAGUGAGGCGAAAGAUCAAAAAUAAGAUUUCAGCUCAGGAGAGUCGGAGGAAGAAGAAGGAAUAUGUUGAAUGUCUGGAGAAAAAGGUGGAAAGCUACACUUCAGAAAACGGUGACCUGUGGAGGAAAGUGGAAAACUUGGAAACAACAAACAGGUCUCUCUUACAGCAGCUGCAGAAGCUUCAGUCAUUGGUUUCUGGAAAAGUUGCUCCUCAUUCUUGUAAAAUGGCCUCAACUCAAACUGGGACUUGUCUCAUGAUGGUGGUGCUAUGUUUUGUCCUGGUGUUGGGCUCCUUCUCUCCUUGCCUCCCUCCCCUCACCUUCUUCAUUCAGUCUUCUUCCUCCUCCUCCUCCUCUUCUCCUCCUUCCUCCCUUCCAUCAGCGGAGCUGUACACCACCAGUCAGGUCCGUUCCCGGAGCCUGCUCUUCUACAACGAGGGCACGCCGUUGGAGGAGAACUUAUUGACAGCGGAAGAGGAGGGGCACCAGUCCGAACACCACUCUCAUAUUCAGACUAGCCGCUAUAUAGGCAGUCCCCAAAGUAACCAAACUACUGGUGCCCAAUUUCUCAAGAGAGACAGAGAAACACAACCAGAAGGAGUCACAGAGUAUUUCUGAUGGCCACCCCACCACCCUCAUCC
Messenger RNA from Lampris incognitus (smalleye Pacific opah), 1817 nucleotides. It is a transcript of the gene creb3l1, whose product is annotated as cAMP responsive element binding protein 3-like 1. Gene Ontology annotation, molecular function: cAMP response element binding; DNA-binding transcription factor activity, RNA polymerase II-specific. Gene Ontology annotation, biological process: regulation of transcription by RNA polymerase II. The transcript is spliced from 13 exons. NCBI's taxonomy places the organism in Eukaryota, Metazoa, Chordata, Actinopteri, Lampriformes, Lampridae. Bases 1 to 1794 code for a protein of 597 amino acids. The record is from RefSeq and is a predicted model, not a curated record.